This is a messenger RNA of Dovyalis caffra, 1728 nucleotides long. The record is from the annotation of a GenBank genome assembly. NCBI's taxonomy places the organism in Eukaryota, Viridiplantae, Streptophyta, Magnoliopsida, Malpighiales, Salicaceae.
AUGAUCAAGCGGUCGCCAAGUAGAAACCCCAGAUCCAAAGGCAUUAAGGUAAAACGUUUUCUUCAGAUUUGUUUGUUGCUUGGUGUCUGCUUCUGGUUGAUCUACCAAGUCAAGCACUCCCAUGACAAGAAGAAGGAGCUUGAGGAGAAUCUCUCUCUCAAAGCACAAAAUCAUGAUGAGCUACCAAAACUUGGGAGGAAAGACCUCCAUCCUGGUUUGCAAGAAAAAACUAGGAGUGAGAAGCCUGUGGAAGAAGAGGAAGAAGACACUGGAGUAGACGAGGAAGUAAAUAAGAAAGAAGGAAAUAGACGUGAAAAGGAGGAAGAAGAAGAAACCAAGCUUGAAAAAGAAGGGGGAGGAACUAAGGAUGAAGAGUUGGAAAGAGAAGAAGAGCGUAUUCAUGACGAGGAAGAGAGAGAAGGAGAAGGAACUAAUCAUUUAGAUAAAGAAAAAGAAGAGGAAAUCAGGCAUGAAGAAGAGGAGCAAAAUGAAGAAGCAAAAAGCGAAGAAACUGAAGACAAGGGCAGAGGAGGUGGAGAUGAUGAGGUAGAUGAACAUGAUCAAGACAAACUAGAAGGAGAAGCUGACCGUGAUGAGGAAUUUAUGGAUGAAGAAAGAGAGAGGGAGGACGAAGGUGAGGAAACAGAAAAUCAAGGUACUGAAGGUUUAGAUAAUGAAGGCGAGGAAAAGGAAAGUCAAGGUAAUGAAGAUGAGGACAGGGAAGUUCAAACAGACAAUGAAACUCAAUCAGAAGAUCAGGAUCGUGAUGGAGGCAGUAAGAAUUCCCAUGAGGCCCGAGAGGAACAUUACAAGGCAGAUGAUGCUUCCAGUGCAGUUACUCAUGAUGCUCAAAUUAUAAGCACUGAACCCGAGAAGGAAGUUUUCGAGAAAUCAAAUGAAAAGUUGUAUUCCAUUAAUCCUUUGGAUGUUAAUGGGGAUAAAAACAACUCAAUAUCUCUUCUGGAACAAGCUGAAAACGGCCAUCCUUUGAAUGUAACAACUGAUGGAAAAAAAAAUGGUGAGAUCAUUCUGACCAAGUCUGAGGAUGAGUCACCUAAGAACGCAACAGUUACAGUGCUGUCCAAUGAUCAAUUAGUACCAAGCAAUAAGUCAACGGAAGUGAGUUCAGAAGCUGGCAAUAACCAGGCUGGUGCAAACCUUGAAGUUUCUGGUUCAUCCCAGCAGAAUGGAAUGUUGAAUGUCUCAGGUUCAACUCAAAUUCAAAAUGCAAUGAUUAAUGGUCAAGUUACUGGGGAUGUAUCCAACCUGCAAACCACUCGGUUGGAACAGGUUAAUAAUACCAUAGUUUUUGAUAGCGUUCAAUCUGAUUCUAAUUCAACUGUCCCUGUUCAAACCAAGAAUGCAGAUUCAUCUGGCAAUGGCUCCUCAAAUUCUUCUAGUAAUUCGGAGACUGUUGUAUCAGAUAAGACCAUUAAGCCUGAAGUAACAACUGCAGGAGAUGUGAAUUCUGGGUUGUCUUCUGGAACAAAUAAGACUGCAGAAGCUGCUCAUGAUGAGAACUCAGAAACAAAAAUUGAAUCUGGUAAAACAGAUGAAAAUACUGAUUCUUCUACUACGAACAAGGAUGUAGAUGCAGUCGUGCAUGACCCUAUUGAUUCUUCUGAUACUUCAAUUGGUCAAGAACAGACAGAGGCUCGCAUAGAUCUGAGCACAUUGCCAGAGACUGGUACCGUAGGGCUUGACAGGGGAAAUGCUGCAGAAGAAUGA